AUGGCUUCAAGACUGGCAUCCUUACUUCCCAAAUUGAUAUCUGAAGAGCAAGGGGCUUUCCAAAAGGGUAAAGUUAUUUUCUCAAACAUUUCCCUUGCAUCUAAACUGGCCAAUGUAAUUCCUAUUAAGUCUCGUGGUGGGUCUAUGAGAAUUAAAAUUGAUAUACAAAAGGCUUAUGAUUCCCUGGAAUGGGAAUUUCUUUUUGAUGUAUUGGAAAAUUUUUGUUUUGCUGAUAAGUGGAUUCAUUGGGUUAGACAAAUUUUAAUUUCGGCCAAUAUUUUUGUGCAUGUGAAUGGUGGUUCAUAUGGGUUUUUCAAAGCUGAAAGAGGCCUUCACCACGGUGAUCCUUUAGCACCAUUACUCUUCAUCAUUGCAAAAGAAGUUCUAUGCAGGGUUAUCAGACAUAUAAAAAACAUGAAGAGCUUUCUUGUCUAUUAUCAAAAGUAUUCUGGUCAGUUGAUGUAUCAGGGAAAGAUUGAGAUUUUCUUUGGAAGAAUUCCUGGCACAAGGAAAAAUGAGGUAUUUAGAAUUUUGAAAUUUACUGAAUGUUGCUUACUAACAAAGUAUCUUGGUAUCAAUAUCUUCAAGGGCCGGUUUAAAAAAGAGCACAUCUUGGAAAUGGUGGACAAAUUUAAAGCCAGAAUUUCAAGCCGGAAAGUUUGGGACUUGGUUACGGAUAAUGAGCACUGGAUUAUUGGUGAUGGUUCCAAGAUAAAUUUUUGGAAGGACAAGUGGAUGGGGGAAAUUACUAGAGCAGAAGCUUCAGCUCUUAAUGCUACGGUGUUUCGAAACUUUAAUGCAAGGCCAAGACACAUAGUCUUUGGCUGGAGGCUUAUGCAGUUAAAGUUACCUACUGAUGAUUCCUUUACUUCCAAAGGAAUUCCUUUAGCCUCUCAAUGUUUGCUAUGCUUCAAGAUGGUUCUUGAAGAUAUUUGGCAUACAGGUGUGGCCGAAUGUUUUAAAUUUGUAGGAUCUAUCUCAGUGGCGGAACAACAAGGUAGAACAACUACCUUUUCCACAAAUCUCGAGAAGUGGAUUUAUACUUAUGCAAUACCACAUCUGGGGGAGAGGAACUCAAGACGAUUUAAUAUACAAAAGAGGAUAUCCCUUGUGGUCAUCACAAGUAUCAAAAAAGACAUUAUGGAAGCUGCAAGAGGGAUGAAGAACUUAUCACCGAAAAUUCCUUUAGAUCUCCAAAUCUUGAGCACCUUUGAUAUCCCUGAGGGACGGUCAAGGCCAAAAACUCCCGUGGCAAUCAUAUGGAGCAAGCCUGUCGAAGGAUGGUUCAAGCUAAAUGUUGAUGGUUGUGCUCUGGGCAAUCCGAAUCAUUCUGGGGCGGGUGGUGUUUUCAGAAAUUCAAUGGGCAUAUCAAGUUGGACUUUUUCAUCGUAUCUGAGUAAUACAACAAAUUUCUUCGCAGAAUUUUCUGCUCUGUUUCAAGGUAUUGAGAUUGCAAAGGAGAAAGGUGUGGAAAGGUUUUUGAUAGAAUGUGACUCAAUAGUUGUUAUUGAAGCAAUUAAAGGCAGAAAAAUCCCAUGGAAAUUUUCACAAAAAUUGCUUAUCCUUCGGACUUAUUUGGAUGAUAUACUUUGGAAGAUAACACACAUCUUCAGGGAAGGAAACAAUGUGGCUGACCUACUAGCAAAGAAAGCUACAUAUUCUCGACUGACCAAUUUUUGGGACUAUCCAUCUAAUUAUGCUCGGACUGAGAUCACUUGGGAUCUCAUUGAGUACAAAAGAUUUUGA
Amborella trichopoda is the source of this 1746-nucleotide messenger RNA. The record is from RefSeq and is a predicted model, not a curated record. NCBI's taxonomy places the organism in Eukaryota, Viridiplantae, Streptophyta, Magnoliopsida, Amborellales, Amborellaceae.